Messenger RNA from Vombatus ursinus (common wombat), 2588 nucleotides. Its product is annotated as zinc finger protein 345-like. The record is from RefSeq and is a predicted model, not a curated record. The transcript has 2 exons. Gene Ontology annotation, biological process: negative regulation of transcription by RNA polymerase II. The coding region runs from base 1 to 2553 and encodes 850 amino acids. Lineage: Eukaryota; Metazoa; Chordata; Mammalia; Diprotodontia; Vombatidae. Gene Ontology annotation, molecular function: DNA-binding transcription repressor activity, RNA polymerase II-specific.
AUGUUUUCCUUGAUUGGCAAAUGUCUUUCAGAUUGGAACAGUAGUCCGGAAACCAGGGAAUCCCCUGCAACAAGUGACUUCUUCAUGGAAGAACCAUUCCAAGAAAGAGUUCACGUGGGUAGUCUCCAUGUCUCCAAGUUUGGCAAAGCCAGGGAAUGUUGUUCUUUAUUAGAAAAACAGCAGAGCAGUGAAGAGGAAGUUUUUGGACAUAUGCAAAUAUUUGAAAUGAAGGCUCCCAAUCAAGUUAGAGAACAUGCAUAUAAAAAACGCAAUGGAAGCUUCUGCCAAGGAGCAAUCCUUUUCCCGCAGUGUAAGAUGUCUCUUGGAAGGAAUCUUCUUCAUCCGUGUGUUACAGAACAAAGGAGAGUCAGAUUGCAUUCAUAUCUGAAUAAACAGAAGAGAAUUUCCGUAAAGAAGAUGUUUUCUAGGUACAAUGAAGGUGAAAAAUUUUGUCGUUAUGACUCAGACCUUAGUGAAAAACACAAUCAACAUAAUGGAGAAAGAGCACAUUUAGGGAAUCAAUGUGAUCAGAUUUUGUCAAGUGGCAUAAACAUUUGUCAGAAUCAGAGAAUUCAUGUUGUAGAAAAAUAUUAUGAAUGUGACAAAUGUAGACAAGCUUUUAGUCAGAAAACAGGACUUCUACAACAUCAGAGAAUUCAUGCUAGAGAAAAACCUUAUGCAUGUAAUGAGUAUAAAAAGGCCUACUCACAGAAAGCUGACAUUACUAUCCAUGAUAGAAUUCAUACUGGAGAAAAAGCUUAUGAAAGUAAUGAAUGUGAAAAGGCCUUCAGGCUGAAGAGAACGUUUGAUGACAACCAGAAUAUUCAUAAGGUCAAGAAACCAUAUGAAUGCAAUGAAUGUGGGAAAGCCUUCAGUCAGAAGGCAGGACUGAAUGGACAUCAGAACAUUCAUACUGGGAAGAACACUCAUAAAUGUAAUGAAUGUGGAAAGAACUUUAGUCAAAAGUUAGGACUCGUCUACCAUCUGAGAAUUCAUACUGGGGAGAAGCUUUUUGAAUGUCAUGAAUGUGGGAAAGUCUUCCAUAAGAAGAUAGGACUUAGGAGUCAUCAGAAAAUUCAUUCUGGAGAGAAACCAUAUCAAUGUAAUGAAUGUGGCAAGGCCUUCAGUCACAAGGCAGGACUUACCUGUCAUGAGAAAAUUCAUACUGGAGAGAAACCAUAUGAAUGUAAUAAGUGUGGUAAGGCUUUCAGCAGGAAAUCUGUUCUUACUGACCAUCAGAAAAGUCACACUGGAGAGAAACCUUAUCAGUGUAAUGAAUGUGGGAAAGCCUUCACUAGGCGGACAAUCCUUACUCAACAUCAAAAAAUUCAUACUGGAGAGAAACCUUACAAAUGUAAUGAAUGUGGGAAAGCCUUCAGUCAGAAAAUAGGACUUACCUGCCAUCAGAAUAUUCAUACUGGAGAAAAACCUUAUGAAUGUAAGAAUUGUGGUAAAGCCUUCAGUCAGAAGACAGGACUUACAAGACAUCAGAAAAUUCAUACUGGAGAGAAACCUUACAAAUGUAAUGAAUGUGGGAAAGCCUUCAGUCAGAAGACAGGACUUACAAGACAUCAGAAAAUUCAUACUGGAGAGAAACCUUAUAAAUGUACUGAAUGUGGGAAGGCCUUCAAUCAGAAAAGAACACUUACUGAACAUCAAAAUAUUCAUACUGGAGAGAAACCUUAUAAAUGUACUGAAUGUGGGAAGGCCUUCAAUCAGAAAAGAACACUUACUGAACAUCAAAAUAUUCAUACUGGAGAGAAACCUUAUGAAUGUAGUGAAUGUGGGAAGGCUUUCAAUCAAAAGAAUACACUUACUGAACAUCAGAAUAUUCAUACUGGAGAGAAACCUUAUGAAUGUAGUGAAUGUGGGAAGGCUUUCAAUCAAAAGAAUACACUUACUGAACAUCAGAAUAUUCAUACUGGAGAGAAACCUUAUGAAUGUAGUGAAUGUGGGAAAGCCUUCAAUCAGAAGAAGAGACUUACAAAACAUCAGUAUAUUCAUACUGGAGAGAAACCUUACGAAUGCAAGGAAUGUGGGAAAGCCUUCAGUCAGAAGAGAACACUUACUGAACAUCACAAUAUUCAUACUGGAGAGAAGCCUUAUGAAUGUAAUGAAUGUGGAAAAACCUUUGGUCAGAAGACAGGACUUAGUAAACAUCAGAAAUGUCAUUCUAGAGAGAAACCAUAUCAAUGUAAUCAAUGUGGGAAAGCCUUCAUUAGGAGGACAAGACUUACUCGACAUCAGAAAAUUCAUACUGGAGAGAAACCUUAUGAAUGUAAUGAAUGUGGGAAAGCUUUCAGAGAGAAGACAAGUCUUAGUCAACAUCAGAAAACUCAUACUGGAGAAAAACCCUAUCAGUGUAAUCAAUGUGGGAAGGCUUUUAGCAGGAAGACAAUUCUUACAGAACAUCAAAAAACCCACAGGGGAAAGAUUUCAUCAGAAUGUCAGAAGGCCCUAAGUUGGAAGACAUCACUUGAACAUCAGAAAUUUAAUAUAGGAGAGAAACUUUUGGAAUAUGAUGGACUUUUGGCAGAGAAGACAUAUUAUUAAAUCUUACUCUAUUAAAUUAUUAUUGAAUUAUUAAA